This is a messenger RNA of Homarus americanus (American lobster), 688 nucleotides long. Its product is annotated as adenylosuccinate synthetase-like. Bases 127 to 450 code for a protein of 107 amino acids. Lineage: Eukaryota; Metazoa; Arthropoda; Malacostraca; Decapoda; Nephropidae. Gene Ontology annotation, biological process: IMP metabolic process; 'de novo' AMP biosynthetic process. Gene Ontology annotation, molecular function: adenylosuccinate synthase activity; nucleotide binding. Gene Ontology annotation, cellular component: cytoplasm. The transcript has 4 exons. The record is from RefSeq and is a predicted model, not a curated record.
AAAUUUUGAACCUUUUUCUAGGACAUUGGAAAGUUAUUGCAGAAUCGUGGAGCUGAAUUUGGAGUGACUACUGGGAGGCCAAGACGAUGUGGCUGGUUAGAUGUAGUGCUGCUGAGACAUACCAAUAUGGUGAAUGGUUAUACUGCUAUUGCUCUUACCAAGCUGGAUAUAUUAGAUGUAUUGAAAGAAAUCAAGAUUGGUGUUGGCUACUUGAAAAGAAAUGGAGAGAAAAUGGAACAUUUUCCAGCAAACAUGGGUGAGCUGGAGGACAUAAAAGUUGAGUAUAUCAUCAUGCCAGGAUGGCAGCAAGAUACUGCUCAGUGCCGAACUUAUGAAGAGCUUCCACAAAAUGCACGUAAUUAUGUUGAAAAAAUUGAGGAACUUGUCUGUGUACCAGUCAAGUGGAUUGGUGUUGGAAAAUCACGAGCCUCCAUGAUUACCAUCUUCUAGGAGUUGAAGUCUUGUAGAAAGAAAGUUGGAAAUAAGAGUCCCCCACAGAGGGCCUGCAGUGUUAGUGAAGUUGAGACAGAUAGUUUUAUGUAUGUUCAACAGAAAAGUUCACCUACGAAUUGAAGAUAAAACUCGGAAUUAAAUUAACGUGUUCAAGAUUUUGGCAGUUUCAUUUAAAACUGUGUCACUUGGGAGAGAAUUUCACACACACACACACACACACACAAAAACACACACA